ACAGUAGCCAUGAAGACACCCAGCUUUUUGUUUUUGGCCUUCGUACUCCUCAUUGCCCAUGUUGCCGCCUCGCGCCUCCAAGGCUCAACAUUCACUUCCAUUCAAACACUGACACAAUUUCACGACUCAUCCCGUCAAUUCAUAUUGGAUGGACGCCAACUUGCCAUUCCUUUGCCCGCACACGUUCUCCCGCCACUGGCUAUCGUUGGAGGGCUGGUCCAAGGCAUUGGGAACUCGUUGAGGCGACUUCAAGAGGGUACGAUAGACCUGUGGGGUAACACGAAGCAGCUAGGUGGGCUGAAGAAGCGCUUUGCCCGCGGAGAGACGUUGACGUUUCCGGAAUAUAAUUUGAUGCAGAAGACGAGCGGUGACAUAGCGAAAUUUGUCGGCCUGGCGCUUUUCACAAUGAGUAAACCGGAAUUUACUCCCUUCCUCUGCUCAUUCUUCCCCGCCGUUGUGCCCUCCACGUAUCUCAAUUCCGACGAGAAGCUCCAACGUUGUCAGCAACGAAACUUCGCGCGGGUCCGUGGCGUGGUAACGCACUUAAUGAGUCUGCAGCAAGAGGCGGUGGCCCCGCACAGGAAGGAGAAUGAUCGCAUGCGGCACUUGCGGACCAUGGAGCGAUUGCUGCACACCACCACCAAGGCGGGUCCGGGAAAAGCGCUGAAGCAGGUGGGAGAUCUUGAGUAUGUGCUCUUCUGCCGCCCAAAAAGGGAUGGCAAGGGUCGGCAGAAGGCGGACUUGCGUGCUGUUCCUCGGCCGUUCCUAGUUUCCGUUUGCAACGCGAUAGGCAUGUUUCACAAAUUCAUUCCAGCGGCGGGUCUCAGAACCAUGCUCAGCGAUUAUCUCUGGAAGAUUGACGAGAGCGACCAGGUGCUGCUUAACACAAACGUCGACAAGCUGGGAAGGGACGAUUUGCUCGACGCCUGUGCCCAGCGGGCCCUCUCUUUGGGCGACGCCUCCCCUGACGCUAUGCGAGCGAACCUUAAGUCGUAUUUGAAGUGCGUAUCCCGCCCAAGCCUGGCCCCACCAGUAGUAAGGAAAAAGGAAAGCGAGCAAGAGGGGAAAGUGGUGGCGCUGAACGAGAAUAAUAUGCGCUUUGCACUUUUAGGUUUGAAUAUGGUGGGAUUAGUGAGGGACGCAAAGGAAAAUAGUGCCUUGCGAGCUCUUUUUGGUUGUACUUGAAAGGGGGCUGGGGGUGGUGGGAGACGAGGCUCAUAUGGGAUGCGAGAAAGAGAAGGGAGUGGCAAUGACGGGGUUUGGGAAAUAUAACAAGUAAGGAGCAAGGGGCAAGGCAGCUUUAUGCGAAUAGUUGCAUUUUCCGGUUUGUAUGAUACUUUUUGUGCGAACAUUUGAUGUUAAAACAGCACCGAAGCGCAUUUUUGAGGGCGAGCUUGGAGUGUCUUUUUGCAACCGCCUUGUAAGAUGCAUGUGCGGGCAAACUCUCAGAAAAGCAACUUGCUUGAUCGUGCGCCCAAGAACUAAAUGGCGACAGCCCUCAGCGGAGAAAAAUACGGUGCGAAGAGCCCGGAGACUGACGAAAUGUUUCUUCAAGCGCG
Molecule: messenger RNA, 1559 nt
Organism: Nannochloropsis gaditana CCMP526
Exons: 1
Biological process (GO): intracellular monoatomic cation homeostasis
Cellular component (GO): mitochondrial inner membrane
Molecular function (GO): ribosome binding
Source: RefSeq, a predicted model, not a curated record